AUGGUGACAGUAGGGCUUGUUUGGGGAGCCACAAAUGCGCUGAUGCGAAAAGGCGCAAUCAAAUGGGAUGAAACCAUUAAAUCAUUGCCACAACCAAACACACCCCAACACAAAAUCAUGACAACUCUCAAGAAUUGGUUCAAACUUUUGUUGAUAUGGCAAUGUUCUUCGCCAUUUUGUUGUAAAAUUUAUCAGCAUCAGCUACAUUUUUUCGCCAUUCUUAGUGAUACACCAAUUUCUUUAGCUGUUCCUGUUACUAGUGCCACAACUUUUGCUGCUACUGCAGUUUUUGGAAUGAUUCUUGGUGAAGAAAAUCUCGUUAGUCGUGCUUUGUUUGGUACAUUUCUUAUUGUUCUUGGUGUUUAUAUUUGUAUUAUGUAA
Molecule: messenger RNA, 381 nt
Organism: Solanum pennellii
Lineage: Eukaryota; Viridiplantae; Streptophyta; Magnoliopsida; Solanales; Solanaceae
Product: transmembrane protein 234 homolog
Exons: 1
Coding region: 1-381 (126 amino acids)
Source: RefSeq, a predicted model, not a curated record